UUCCGUGGCCAUGAUAGCAUCACUCAGCAUUUAGUAACAACAUCUACUUAUCGAGCAACGCCUAGUCGGCGCUAUAUCACGGAGAUAUUACAUUGACUUUUUAAAGUACAUUACUAUUUACUGACAAUGGCAUUUAGCUUCAAGAAACUAACAGCUGACGCUUCAACGGCUUUUACACGUGCCAAGCAGUUCACAGAGGAACAACUGGGUAAGGCAGAGAAGACGGAGCAUGAUGCAGCAUUUGAGAAUCUGGGGCUGCGAUCUGAUAAGACGAAGCUAUGGACGGAGAGAAUUCUGAAGCAGACAGAGACAAUGCUGGAGCCAAACCCAGCGGCCCGCGUUGAGGAGUUUGUGAGCACCACAUUGGACAUGAAGCGAGAUCGGGUGACCAAUCACGAGCUGCUGGGUCUAUACAUGAUCGAAGCUGGCAACGAUUUCGGACCGGGGACGGCUUACGGCAGCACACUGGUGAAGUGUGGGCAGAUGGAGCGAAAUAUCGGCAACGCUGAAAAGGAGUACAUCCAUAAGGUCAACAACAAUUUCCUCACGCCGCUGCGAACGUUCCUAGAGGGAGAUAUGAAGACCAUUGUGAGAGAGAGAAAGACACUUGAUAUGAAGCGUCUGGAUCUUGAUGCAGCAAAGAGUAAGCUCAAGAAAGCGAAAUCACAAGAGAUGCAAACAGCUGCCGAGGCAGAGGUGCGAGCAUCUCAGUCAGAGUUUGACAGACAGACGGAAGUCACCAAGCUACUCAUGGAAGGAAUAUCUAGUGCACACGCCAAUCACCUCCGCUGUCUGAUGGAAUACGCCGAGACGCAGAUGAAGUAUUUUGCAAGCUGUCACGAGAUGAUGGAGGACCUUAACAAGGACAUGGCCAAUGCGUCGGUGGUCUCGUCCGGGAACAGUGCCUACAUAAGUAGCGCGGGCGGCGUGGACGGAGCAUCGAGGAAAGCGCGGGUGCUGUAUGACUACGACGCACAUGAGUCACAGGAGCUGUCUCUCUUAGCAGACGAGGUGAUUACAGUGACAGCAGACUUGGAUGACCAGUACGUGAUGGCGAAGAGAGGCAAUCAGAAAGGAAAAGUCCCAGUCGCAUAUCUCGAAUACAUCCACUAGAAGCAAACAUGGUUGAUUCCAUUUUCACACAAAGACCAGCUCGGUCAAGGAUUCAAUUGAGGAUCAUCUGCUACUUGUUAACCAUCUGUACCUGGUCCAUUAUCUUCUACGAACAGCACCCAUCCCACAGAAAUUCAAUAUGUAUCAUUUCAGAAUUUCUUUCUUUCUCAUUACUCGCUGAGUAACAUGUUCUAAUAACGUGCUGAUCGAAAAUUCAGCACGUGUCUCGCUCUGGUGGCAAAUUCCGUAACAAGUAAUACGUACAUAUCUAGUGUGACUCGCCUGUAUUAACUCGCGGUUAUGUUGCCUUAGUUCGCUUGUCUGUUUGGAAUUCGAAGUGGUUGGGAAAGAAUCACGCAUGCAUAUAAGGUGAAGUCUGGCCCACCCACCUUACGCCUUACAAAAAUUGAGCGGCCGAGGGAAAAUGACUUGGAAGUGCAAGUGCUUACCAUAUUAGAACAGUCCAUUAUUUAUGAACGAGAUAUAUUACAAAACUAAUAUAUAGCAUAUGAUGUUCUCUAAGUUACGUGUGUUGUUCAUUGUGUAGAUGUGGUUCGAGUAUACAUGGAGGUUAAAUCACUUUAGAUGAAUUUGUUUGUUGGUGUUGAGUUUUUUUUUUCGGUAUAAAGAGAGAUUGAUGCGCACACAUAUAUGAGCAUAUACAUGUCAUUACUAUUGAAAUGAACUCCCCUCCCACCAUUUGGAGAUCUUCUUUGUCUAUGGGAUUUCUACAUACUGCGCAUGGCAUACGUCUUUAGCAUAUUCUUCUGCUUUCACGUGCGCUUGGUGGAGAUCAUUCUAGUCAUGAAAUGUCAGAUACAGAUAGUGUGCCUGUUAGUUACAAUUAGGCACACCAUUCCUGUCACCAUGUUCUCAAUAUCGUCGGACCAACCUCGGUAAUUAUUUAAACAAGUUAACAGCCUGGAAGCUGUCUUUAGUCAUUUCGUUAAUCAAAACCUCUUUCAAUCUGUUGCGACUAGGGGUAUGAAUUAGAAAUUGUUGCGGUAUAUAUGAUGUAGUUAUAUGUACGUACAUUGUGAUCACAUAAAUAAAACUAAUCAGGGAACUCCCGGGAAUGUUGAAUUCGGUAUGUGUAUUCUGUUAAUAUGAAUGCACUAUACCUAGAGUGGUUUCUGCGAAGCGUGUUUAUCUACCCAAAUACAAUAUAUUAGUUAAAUGUAUGGUUAUGGAUUCAUAUAGAGUGAUUUGUUGUUAUUUUCACUUCCAAAAUUUUGGCUAUGUCUGGGAAAAAGAAUCCCGACUGUGGACAUGUGCAUGUGGUGUGAUUGUGUUUGCGUCAGCAGUAGCUUGCCCCGGACAAGCCCCGUACUUGCCCCGUACAGUGUAAGCCUUCACUGUGUCACAGUGGGCACGUGGGCAUUCGUGUGGCAGAACGAAAGGCUUCACGGGUCGAGUAGUUGUUUGGAAGAGUACGUAGUAUAGCUAUGGCAAGUUACCUUGUAGGAAUUGAUAGUUAAUUGGUUUAGCGAAUUUAUAUCACCUGCAGAAUAACCCGGCGUAUGCCAGUUCAUAUGUUAUUAUGUAAUCAGUUCUAUGCACUUUCGCCCUGCUUUUAUUGUAUGACGUACAUAGCUUUCAGAUAGGUAAUAUGAACGUAUGCAUAAUCAGUGCAAUGCACAUAUCCUUCUCUUUUAAUGUAAGGUGUACCCAUAUGGGUUUCCAGUAACUAUCAUACACUCAUUUUUAGCCAGGUGUAUCCGGUGUAUAAGGUAUGUCUCCUUGCAUAAAUUAGCCUGCGACUUAUAUAUACUGCUGUCAUGCCAUGCAAGUUUAACAGAAUUCUCCAUUAAUGUAAAAAGAAAUCGUAAAAAAAUCUUACAGCAGCCUCGAUUGAAAAUAGUAGUACUCUGUUACAGCAUAGUAAUCAUACGGAUUACUGAAUGAAUACUCAAUUGAAAUAAAACUGCAUGAAUAAUCUGCUGCGUAACAUCACCCAAGCAAUUCAAUCGUAUAUCUUUCCAUCGCUGUGGUAUUUGCGUGUAUGCAGAUUAUGAAGAUACCUUUGCGUGUAUGAAGGGGCUUAUAAUGUGUGACGAAUAUCAGAAUGUUGGAGCCUAUGAAGCCUUUUAUUUGCAAUCAUGCCAUUAAACUAUACAUCAAAUGAU
Molecule: messenger RNA, 3239 nt
Organism: Priapulus caudatus
Lineage: Eukaryota; Metazoa; Priapulida; Priapulimorpha; Priapulimorphida; Priapulidae
Product: endophilin-B1-like
Exons: 9
Coding region: 127-1113 (328 amino acids)
Biological process (GO): membrane organization
Cellular component (GO): cytoplasm; membrane
Molecular function (GO): protein binding
Source: RefSeq, a predicted model, not a curated record